Neolamprologus brichardi is the source of this 645-nucleotide messenger RNA. The record is from RefSeq and is a predicted model, not a curated record. NCBI's taxonomy places the organism in Eukaryota, Metazoa, Chordata, Actinopteri, Cichliformes, Cichlidae.
AUGACCUGCUCUAACUCAAGAAGGAUUGUGGUCCUGGGAAAAACUGGAGCUGGAAAGAGCAGUAUUGCCAACACCCUGUGUGGAGAGCCUGUGUUUGAAGUAAAUCAUAUGCCCAUUUCUGGAACAAGUGAAUGUCAGGCAAAGUUCAUGUCAGUCAGUGGAAGAAUGGUACUCUUUAUUGACACUCCUGGAUUGUUUGACACAGACAGACCUGAGAAGGAGAUAAAGUCUGAAAUAGUGAGGUGUAUCACAGAAUGUGCUCCUGGUCCUCAUAUUUUUCUCAUUGUGCUUAAAGUGGAGAAAUACACAGAGCAUGAAAAGGGUGUAAGAGAGAAAAUUAAUCAAUAUUUCUCACAUGAAGCAUUUAGAUUUGCCACAAUAAUCUUUACUCACGGCGACCAGCUUUGUGAGGGAAUGAAGAUUGAAGAGUUUGUUAAUAAAAGUGAAGCUCUGAGCGAUCUGAUCAAGAAGUGUGGGAGCCGCUGCCACGUCAUUGAUAACAAAUACUGGAAGAACAACCACGGAGAUAAAUACAGGAACAACCAGUACCAGGUGGCAGAAUUACUCAAAACCAUUGACAAGAUUAUUGAGGCAAACAAAGGAGGCUACUUCACCAAUGACAUGCUGCAACAAGUGAAGAGAGAU